UGUAUUAUUCCCGCCAUUCCUUGUAUUUUUAGUUUAGUGCUUGGCUUGCAUUUGUAUGCAGUGGUAGUGGUAGUGGCGUCGAAUUUGCUAUUAACAAAAAUUCUCUAUAUUUUUGAAAGAAAUUACGUGGUUUUGUUCAAUUUUCAAGAUGCGCUUUGGAAAAAACAAUAAAAUGCAACAAUACGUUCACUAUAGGGUUCGCGUCUUGAUACAGGACUCACGUACCUUGAUCGGUACAUUCAAGUCGUUUGAUAAGCAUAUGAAUUUGAUACUGGCAGAUUGUGAAGAGUUUCGUACUAUUUCUUCCAAAAGUCCAAAGUUGAAGGAUCGUGAAGAAAAGCGAGUUCUAGGUUUUGUGUUACUUAGAGGUGAACAAAUUGUGUCAUUCACCAUAGAAGGUCCGCCUCCUCCAGAUGAAGGAUUACCACGUGUGGUUUUCCCAAAAAAUACUGCAAUCCCAGGUGCUUGUCGCGCAGCAGGUCGUGGAGUUCCAAUUAACGCGCCAACACAGCCAGCAGGACUUACUGGACCUAUACGCGGUAUACGCGGUCCACCACCGCAACAUUUGGUUCCAAUAAUGCGUGGCAGACCUCGGGCACCUCUGAUGCUAGUACCCCCACCAAUACGUGGUCCUCCACCGCCAAUUCGUGGUCCUCUACCUGUGCGUGGCGUACCACCACCAAACUUUUUGAGACCUCCACAAUGAAAAUAUGCUUAAUGUAUUUAAUACUCAUAUGCAUUGAAUAAAUAAAAAAUUUUUUUUCUCUA
Messenger RNA from Teleopsis dalmanni, 768 nucleotides. Its product is annotated as small nuclear ribonucleoprotein-associated protein B-like. The transcript is spliced from 2 exons. Gene Ontology annotation, molecular function: RNA binding. The record is from RefSeq and is a predicted model, not a curated record. NCBI's taxonomy places the organism in Eukaryota, Metazoa, Arthropoda, Insecta, Diptera, Diopsidae. The coding region runs from base 149 to 706 and encodes 185 amino acids. Gene Ontology annotation, biological process: mRNA splicing, via spliceosome. Gene Ontology annotation, cellular component: U2-type prespliceosome; U4 snRNP; catalytic step 2 spliceosome.